CUUAUCCUCACGUAUAAAAGGUGACCAAACUUUCAUUUCGGGUUAGGAAGUUGACGGUACUACGCAGCAUUUAAAUCUCAAAUUGAAGAGCUUUUCAGCCAUGAAACUUCUCCUCGUUAUCACAGUGGUCGCCCUGAUUCAUGGCAGCUAUGCCACUUUGCUCAUUAAAGGGCCAACCCAGCCGGUCCUGGAGGGAGACAGCGUCACACUGGAGUGCCAGUACACCGGGUCUGAUCUGAACAUCAGCCAGGUUCACUUUGAGGUUUUCUCCAAGUAUACACAGAUGUGGCGUCCAGUUCUGGAGCGAUUCUGGUGCUUCUAUUCGAUGCAAGUCGAGCAGACCGGAGACAGCCUCACCCUGUCCAUCGCCCACACAGGAAAGUACUAUGAGGGACCCUACCGCUGUGUGUCUGACGCCGAAAACGUGACCGAGGAAGACAAAUCCUCCCAGCCAGUGGGCUUCAAAGUGCAUUAUAUGGGGGAGCUGCUUCUGAACAGAGACGGCUACGGCAGGUACCUGGGGACGCCAGAGGAGCUGAAGGUGCGACUCGGAGAUGACGUGGUGGUGUACUGCUCUGCCAGUGCAUCCGAGGAGCCAGUCUACUUCUGGAAUAAAGACGGAGACGACUGGAUCCUUCCUUCCUCUAAGCUGACUCUGAAGAAGGUGACCGCGAUGGAUGGAGGUCAGUACACUUGCAUGGCUGAGCAUCCCUCUGUGGAGGCCCUGAGCAAGAAACGCACCAUCAGCAUCACUGUGCUGCCUGCUGAUUCCCCCUGGUACGCGUCCAGUAAUGGCCGACUCGUGCUGAUGACCUCUGCGGCUGCUGUGUCUCUCCUGGUGCUUAUCCUCUCCAUGAGCGUGUUCCUGUGCCGCAGGGCCAAGCAGGCCAAGACCAGCAAGGGACCCAUUGAUGACCGCUCUCAGAAGAAACCCAUCUACAAAAGCAGUGUGGAGUCCCUACCCUCCACCUCUGGAGACAAACAACCUCUGGUGUAGCUGCACAGGCAGGUGGAAGAGAAGGCUGAGGGGGAGAAGAUGGAACGGGGGAGAUGGAGUGGGUGGCUGGAAAAUGAGGGACGGCAUAAAGGGGAUACUUAAAGGGGGGAGGAGCUGGUGUAUGGAUGGUCAGAUUGGGGGGAGAAAAUAGAGAGGAAAGAAAGGAAAUCAAAGAGGGAUAUUUGGAGGCUUUAGAGGAAGGAAAAUCAAAAUCAGAAACAAGCAGGGUGUAAAAAAAAAGCCUGAAGGGCAAAUGAUUGCUUUAGAGAAAAAACAGCUUUGCUUGUGGGUGUAUGCAGCAGUUCUGCAUCUUAGAAAAAAGGUGGCCAAUUUCUUUUCAUUCAUGCAGCAGCAUGGAAAAUGGUGGGCUACUUUCUUUGCAAAAUAAUGUGGGAUAAUGUAAAGACAUCACAUGUAAUUCUCUCUUUCCUGAGUCAAAUAUAAUUACUCAGCUGUGUGUUAUGAAUGAGCCUCUUAGGUGAUAAAACAUGGCUGUUUUUUUUUGUUAGUUUUCUUUCAACCUUAUUUUCCUCCAGAGAUGAAUCAUCCGAAAGAAUCUGUGAGGUUAUUAUAAUCUUUUUUUUAACUGUGACAGCUUUCAAGCAUAUUGCACUCCAAUAUUUAACUUACUGUACUGUGGAUUUCUUUGAUAUUAAAUGGCUUUCAGAAAAUAUUA
Cheilinus undulatus (humphead wrasse) is the source of this 1673-nucleotide messenger RNA. RefSeq lists its product as uncharacterized. Gene Ontology annotation, cellular component: plasma membrane. The transcript is spliced from 7 exons. The record is from RefSeq and is a predicted model, not a curated record. Lineage: Eukaryota; Metazoa; Chordata; Actinopteri; Labriformes; Labridae. The coding region runs from base 101 to 997 and encodes 298 amino acids.